CUGGGGCUCCAAUCCCUGCCUGACUAGCUGGAGAACCUCGACUUCAGUUUUCCCAUCUGUCAAAUAGAGGAGAUCGGACGAGGUGGACUCCUUAAUCGCUCUGGGUCCCAUGUCUUUGAACUGGAGGGACUUCACCUGGAUCACAAGAUAUUAAUCCGAAUCCAUCAACUUUUAAUAUUUAAUAUCCUGAAAGCUCUAUUUAUGAUGUGACUUUAGAACCUAUAAGCAGUAAAAGAAGAACCAGGAAUAGGAUCCUGGGCUCCUCUCCCUUCUGACCUUCCUCAUCUCCCUGGUUGUGGCGGAUCAUGGCUGACGUAGACACAGAUUUUAACCUGAAGGUUGUUCUAGUCAACUUCAAGCAAUGCCUCAGCGAAAAGGAGGAGGUUCUCAUGGACCCUUAUCUGACUGGCUGGAAAGGACUUAUCAAGUUUCUGAACAACCUUGGUGCUGUUUUCGCCUUCAUCUCCAAGGAUGUGCUGACCAAAGUCCAGAUCAUGGAGAAAUUCCGCAACAGUGAACAGAAGGAAAAUUACUUUAGCCUGCAAUCCAUGGUGAAAUAUGAGAUAAGCAACAACCUGGUGGACUUCCAGAAGCGUGCCGACCAUCCAGAUUCUGGCUGCCGAACCAUCCUUCGUCUGCACCGGGCCCUACACUGGCUGCAAUUGUUCCUAGAUGGGCUGAGGACAAGCCAGGAGGACUCCAAGACCUCAUCCCUCUGCACAGACUCCUACAACAUUGCUCUGGCCACCUACCACCCUUGGCUCAUCCGCAAAGCUGUCACCGUGGCUUUCUGCACCCUGCCUUCCCGCAACGCCUUUCUCGAGACCAUGAAUGUGGGCACCCCCGAGGAAGCUGUGGAGAUGCUCAGUGAUGCCAUGCCCUUCAUUGGCCAGGUCUACCAGCUCUCCCAAAAACUCUUCGAGGAGAAUGCACUGCUGGACCUUCCAUAGCUGAGGGGAGGCCAGGUCCUAGGGUGACUCUCCCACCUUAGACACCAGGUUAAGAGGCUACAACCCAUACCACUCACUGAUGCUUCAGUUGGAGUUCUCUUGGUUUCUCUUUCCCCAUCUUCCAUCAACCUUGGACUUGAAUGGGAAUAGGUAUUUGGAAAAUUGGGUGGCUCUCUUCAAAGAAGAAUCAAAGAAUCAUUGAUGAAAUGUGGAUUGGAGAUCAAUGGAAACCAGAGGGCCAGGUUUGUGUCUUGAGGGUGGCUGGUUUCCGCUAUUCUUGACCUGCCUACUGUUUGAAGCAUCAGAAAUAAUCUUAAGUAAAAUCACGUGGCCUCUGGGGAAGUCAGACAGCUCUACCCAUUCCUUGAACGGCUUACUCCCCUAAUCAAAAGCCGAAAGAAGAAAACUUAUUUUAUCUUUUAUUUUGAAUCACAUUGCAGUGCCUAGGCUGCAAACAGAAGUAUGUGCAAUUAAAUAUCUUAUCUGUUUUGAUGUUAACUUCUGCCCAAAAAAAGCAUUUUACUGUUUAAAGAAAGAGUUGGGGAUCAGAGAAGAAGCCAUCUUAGAGUUAAGUUCAUGGAGCUCUCGUCUUCAUUUCUGACUAUUUUAUCAGCCUCAUCUGAGACGGUUCUUUAGUGAAACAUAAAACCUCUGGGUCCAAUCUAGUUAUCUCAGGGGCAAAAUAAUUUCUUUCCUUUUCCAGUCUCUCAUACACUUUAUAUGUAAGGUAAGCAUUUACAUGCAUCCAAAGGUUAUCACCUUCUGCUCAUGGGUCUCUAGCAAGGGAAGCAACAACUUUUAUAGGAUUUCCCCAGGUGCUCUCAGAGAGCUGGAUUUUUUUUUAAGUGUCUCAGGUGUCUUACCAAAGACAGUAUUGUCAUCCAUACCACUGAUGGUGUUUUCUCUCCUUGAAUGCCAGCCACUGAGUAAUGAUGAACCAACUGCUAGGCAAUGGUCCCAUCAGGCAAAGAGGCUGACUUUGGGGUGCUCAGCCUUAGCCAUGCACAUAGUAUUAAAGAGUUAAGCACAUCCCUGCCUGGCAUGAGAUUUGGGGGCAUUUCCUGAUCUCCUGACAGAAAUGCUGUGGCCAUGGAGCAGAAUUCCUGACCGGACCUCAUUGCAGGCUAUUACUUAAAAUCCUGCAGGCUGCUGGAUGGCCAUUCAUAGCCCAUCAUCAACAGUGUUAAUGGCCAGCUCAUCCCACCAGAGAGAGAGCACAAGCUGCCUCCUAGGCCCUUCUCUUUAGAGGGGUCUCCCUUAGAAAAAGUCCCUCAGGAAAAUACCUGUUCCUGAAUGGUUAUCCCCAAGAUUGCAUCCUUCCUGGGACUCACAUUUUCAGAUGAUGAUUUUCCCUGGAAAGCACUUAACAGUUAUCACCAAACCUGCAACUCUCCUGGAACUGAACCUCCCCACCCAAAGGGGGUUCCCUCUGAAAGAUGCAAGAAGUAGAGGACCUUCUCUUUUUAUAGCCACUGAAAUGCUGCUUGUAGGGGCAUGUGCUGCCCCAAGCAAAUCCCCUCACCUGCACCCCCCAAAGAGACCUGAGGACCAAGUUUUCUGUCUUAGCUUUCAAACUAGUAUUCAUCAAAUUGUGGCUUCUGUGAGAAUCGCUUGGUGAGACCCCCAAAGGCUGUUGCUUGACCCAGUGUUUUGAAUAUGAGAUAGAGGAGCUCAGGGCACAGUAGUCAUCCUUCCCUCAUGUGGCACAGCUUCCCAUCUUUGUCCCUGCUGGGCUUCCCUGAUUGCUCUCCUUUCCAGUGCUGUUCUCUUGACCUACAAGAUUCCCUGCCAGGGGGAUGGGCUUCUAUCCUCGGUACCUGCCCUAUGGAGGGGUGGCAGCAGCCUUGAGUGGAGAGGAGAGGGAGCCCUGAGAUCAGCUGUUUCCUGAGAGCUGGCAACUUGAGAGAGGAGGUGCUAUUCUGCACUGUGCCCCAAUGGUUUCCCAAGAAAUGGAAGCAUUGGGUUCUUCCAUGGGGGCCAGAGGAGGGGGAGUAACAAGAGGGGCUUCUCAUGGCUCUGUUGCCCAUAUGGUAUCAGCUGGAUGCCGUUGACCAGAUGAUUCGAACACUGGUCUGAGCUUGGAAUCAUUAGCUGUGCCACAGCUGAGGAGCAUGGGGGGGUACCUGGAUUUGCCUUGUGUGCCCCUCCCCUGGAUUUUCUGCUGCUGUCCAUCUGCCCCUGAUUGCACAUUCCCUGGGAGUUCUGCCUCCUGCUAAUCUGUCCUUGAUGCGUUGUUCCCUUGGAGAUCACUCCCCAUAAGUCAGUGUGCCCUUUGUGUAACCUGUGUCCAGCAGCACUGUGUGACUUCAUUCUUUGGAGGGAAUUAUAAUAUAUUUGGUUAUUUUUGCAUUUAAAAUAAAUCAUACUUGGUGGA
Messenger RNA from Monodelphis domestica (gray short-tailed opossum), 3324 nucleotides. The record is from RefSeq and is a predicted model, not a curated record. Lineage: Eukaryota; Metazoa; Chordata; Mammalia; Didelphimorphia; Didelphidae.